This is a messenger RNA of Monomorium pharaonis (pharaoh ant), 4057 nucleotides long. Its product is annotated as synaptotagmin-10. Gene Ontology annotation, cellular component: membrane. The transcript has 10 exons. The record is from RefSeq and is a predicted model, not a curated record. Bases 161 to 1603 code for a protein of 480 amino acids. Gene Ontology annotation, molecular function: clathrin binding; calcium-dependent phospholipid binding; calcium ion binding. Lineage: Eukaryota; Metazoa; Arthropoda; Insecta; Hymenoptera; Formicidae. Gene Ontology annotation, biological process: regulation of dopamine secretion; regulation of calcium ion-dependent exocytosis; calcium-ion regulated exocytosis.
ACGCAAUAGACAGGACGCGAACGGCGCCGAGCGUUCCGGCGACGCCAGACAACGCGGCACAAUCGAGACGAGAUAAUCGCUGUGGGACGCGGAGCUUUAAACUACCCCCGUGACCGUCCGCUUACACAGUCAGUCCGCAACGUCCGAUCGUGCACCGAGGAUGGGAGUUGUCAAGACGGCGUCGGAGAGCAUCCUCGAGGAGACCGUGAUGCCGAGCGAGGAAGCCAAGUUUUCGCAGCAGGGUUACGCCGAUUGGAACUUCCCCUAUCAGCUUUUAAUAGCAGCAGGGGUAGCCAUAGUUGGUCUGGUCCUCCUAGCCGCGGUGAGCUUUCAAUGCUCUUCCACUCGGCGAUGGUUGAUGAGCAUGACUCGACAUGAGAAUAUCGACGAUACAGAGACCGAACAGAUUCAGCAAAAUGCGAUUCGCAUCAGUCAUUCUCUUCCGGACCUGCAAUCGGAACCGAUUACUCACGAAUACGUUCAAGAACAGAAGGACAAUAAAAAGGUAUUGCGUCAAACCACUUUACCUAUUGUGCCAAUGAGACAUCAAAGCUUCCAACGUCAAUUAUCACAUCGGCUUGAUCUACCUAACAUUAAAUUCAGCAUUUGCAGCUUCGAAAAUCGCAGCGACUCCAGCCUCGGUCUUAUCAAGCCGGAGCUAUAUAAAAAAGAACUCGUGAGACAAGAGAGCGCGGAAAGCUCCAGUCCAUCAGAAAUGGAAUAUGCUGGAAAAUUACAUUUUGCUCUGCGGUAUGACAAGGAAAUUGAAGGUCUUGUUGUCAAAAUUCUAGAAGCUCACGAAUUACCAAUAAAAGAUGUAACUGGUAGCAGUGAUCCGUAUGUCAAGGUAUAUUUGUUGCCAGAUAGGAAGAAGAAGUUUCAAACAAAAGUACAUCGAAAAAAUUUAAAUCCGAUAUUUAAUGAAACGUUUAUCUUUAGCGUAUCAUAUGAAGAAUUGAGGGAACGUUAUUUGCAAUUCUCGGUUUAUGACUUUGAUCGGUUUUCACGUCACGAUCUCAUUGGACAAGUGGUUCUUAAGGGGCUUUUAGAUUGCACUGAUCUUGAGCAAGAAAUUGAAUACACAAUGGACAUUCUCUGCGCUUUGCAGGAAAAAGUUAAUUUGGGAGAAUUGAUGUUGUCGUUGUGCUAUCUACCAACGGCCGGUCGGUUGACAUUAACCGUUGUUAAAGCCAGGAACUUGAAAGGAAUGGAUAUAACUGGCAAAUCAGAUCCUUAUGUGAAAGUCUAUCUGCUAUGUCAAGGCAAAAGAAUAAAAAAGAAAAAGACUACAGUAAAGAAGAACACUCUUUAUCCUGUCUAUAAUGAAGCACUCGUCUUUGAUGUUCCCGCUGACAACAUUGAAGAUGUUAGUCUCAUAGUGAAAGUAAUUGAUUAUGACAGGAUUGGAUCAAACGAGUUGAUGGGCUGCACUGCUAUUGGGUCAAACUUUAUUGGAAUCGGCCGUGAUCACUGGUUAGAAAUGUUAGAUAAUCCAAGAAAACCAGUAGCACAAUGGUAUCCAUUAAUGGAGACCGUAGCAGGCCAUAUUCCAGCCCUUUCGGAACCACUCCCAGUAAGCCUGAGCUGCUUAAACAGCAGAUGAAGACAAGAGGCAGAAAGUAAACACUGCAAAAGCUCGCAAAUAUUAUCAGACGUCGGCUUGGACAUCGUCUCCUUCUGUCGUCAUUUAAUGUACAUCGCUUGACUGACUUAAGUACAACCUCUGUCUUGAAGGAAGGCCGGAAGGCGAACUCUGUGCUUUGCAAUCUUACCUCGUGCAGCAGGCAUGAAAUAAUAAACGAUCCGGCGUAAUGAAAAACUGAUCACUCGCGAAACAUACGUUGCUCAAUUCCGGCGAUUCGUUGGCUGUCGUGACAGAAACGAGACAAAUUUGCGUUACUUUGUCUUUCGAGCUGCUGCUUGAAAGUUAGUGCGAGCUGGACCCGCACCACUUCGAACGCAAAGUUGUUGUAUCUACAAUAUCCCCUUGGUCACUUCUUAUCACACGUGAUGUUGAGCAUGACGGUAGCUUAAAUGUUUUAGAUUAACGCGUGAGAUCGGAUAUAAAGUAAGUUUUUAUAGAAGAUGAAUGUAAGCGUGAGAGGAGCAUAAGGCCUUAUCCUCGAUAAAGGUGCGACAAACGAAUAGAAGCGGAUUUAAGCGAGGAAGAUAAACUAUAUAGCAACAGAGAGAAUACAAUCGAAUACGGUAGAUGUUCAAGGUAGUGCAAAUAGCGUUGGAUCCGUGCGUCGUUUAUUAUUUCACGCUCUUGCUAUCACUUCUGCGCAAAUGUUCUACUAUGUAACGUGAUAUAUGUUUAAACAUAAUGCUCGAUAAAAAUUCGGGCACUGUUUGUGAUAAUGUAUCUAAACGCAUACGCAUACUGUCAUACACAUACGUACAAGUAAUACACAGUGGCCUCAGAAGCCAUGUAUAUCAGUAGUGCUUCGUAUGCACAUAUGUACGUUUGCAACUGACGCGACUAUUCGAUUGUGAACUUGAUAAUAAAUAACAAUAUACGUCGUAUAAGUUAAUUUCGUGUAUCGAGAAAGAAGCGAACAAUGCAGCCCUCUUAUAAUUUAACAACUACAAUAUAUUGUUUAUGUAUAUGCGGUUUUCAAAAUAUAAUUGAAAUAAUAUUCUGCAAGUAAUAGGAGAUUUAUCGUAGAUAAGUUUACAGUGAAAUUUAUUUAACUUUUCGGUGAGCUGCAUUUGGUCAAAUUUGCGAAUAUCUUUGACAGGUCCAUGUGAAUUCUGCUUUAUUGACGUAUUCUAAAAAUAUUUAUCCGGUGACGUUUUCACAGAAUGUAUGGAGAGAAUUUGUGUACUGAAGAAAUUUAAUAUGGGCGUUUCUGGAAAAUGGAUGAGAAAGUGAAUAUAUCUAUAAAUAUUUUAUAAGACGUAACCUGGAAAUGUAGUCAUAAAAUUUUUUAUUAUAGUUAUGUUAUCUUCUUUUUAUUAAAAUUAUUCUGUAAUUCUAAGCUUCUUUUUUGGUCGCGUGAAAAAGUGACAAUUACGUCAUAAAGUUAUAGAUGCAUAAUCUACACAUACGUAGAAUUAUAUUACGCAAAUCGUAGAUAAUCAAACAUAAUAUCAAAGUUGAGGUGAUAUAAUACGAGACAUAUUGACUAGCAGAAAAUGUGCCAAGAAAAAGUAAUUAUGUAGCAAAAAUAGUGUGAUUAAUGGUAGUACGUUCUAAUCACAUGCUUGACAUAGAAACUUCAGUCGGCGCGCCAUAGUAAUCUUAGAGUAGCCCCUAUUUCGAAUCAGUAUGUUUCGACUGUAUAUGCAUUUCUUUCUCCUACGAGUUGCGAGAAACGUCUUUCCGAAUCUCGAGAAUCUUUCAUCUACUCCGUUGUUCCAGCGAUGCCCAUAGUGAAAAGAAAAAGAAAAACUACUGUAUUUUUCGUACAAGUGGGACAUUCCACCGCAGAACUGAGCUUUCUCAAAUAACUAUGUAAUAAAUGAAACAGUAUCGCUCCAUAUUGAGAGUAGUAUUUAAACGAAUCCGAAGAACCUGUAUGCAUACAAAAAAAUAUGACGUAAAAUGUGAUCUCUCCAUUAAUGUUAUUCAAAAAUUAUUUUAAUCCUGCCAAGACACGCGCGAGAAUAUUAAAGGAAGCUUUCAGUUUUUAUCACGCAUCAGUGAAAAAUUUAAACGUUUCUGCUUCUAAUACUGGGUCACUGGCUCAUGAAUGAUAAAGUAUAUCGGCUUUGAGAUGUAAAUGGUUUGCGUGCUGGAUUAUAAAAUAUGAAUAUAUCUUGUGUGUAUAUAUGUAUGAAUAUGAACAAGACAAAAUAUAUGCAAUUGAGUGUACGUUAAAAAUUGUCGCAGUGAGGAAUUGUAACUGUCAAAGAGUAUGGAGUAAUUGUUUAAUACCUACUCUAAUUAUGAAAGCGAUCGUAUGCAGUUAAUUUAUGGGCAAGUAACAAUAAUAUCGGCAUGGACGAUGUGUAUACUUUUCUAACGAGUACAUAUCUAUUGCAUAUUUGAGUACACCCAUACAGUGCUCUCUGUUAUAAUCGUGAAUAACAUAAAUAAAUUGGUAAUAAGGAA